GCUCUGUGGAGGAGGAGGAGGAGGGAAGCAGAAAGAAGUUUGUGCUCGGCGUUAAUAUUUUUACCUGCAAAAGUAGACACACAUCUCACGCUUCCUUUUUUUUUUUUUUUUUUUUGUCUUUCUUCUUAAAUCUCAAACGGGGGAUGCUUAUGAAGUGUUGCUGAGGCCCCUGGAGAGACUUGGACACCGGAGUCCGGGGCGCACCGUGUCUGUAGAGACGCAGCAGCACACCACCUGGAAACUAUACGGUCCGCCAGACGCACCAAACCACCAAGACCCUCUCCUCCCUCUUCUCCUCCCUGUCCCUCUCUGCUUUAUCUCUUUCCUCCUCGUCUCUCCUUCUUACCAACCGGGCUUUGUUUUUUUGUUUUUUUCCCCCUUCUUCAGGCUGCUGUGGACUUUAUAGCCACGACAAAAACUGAUCAUGCGAUGACUGAGCGCGCUUUGGGCACAUCUACCGAGUCCAUUACAGGAGGUGAAUGAUGGCUGAGGAUGGGGGAAAUCUCUCCGGGGUCCCCGACGCCAGGGGCUCGGAGGGUCGCUCCUCUCUGCCGAGGACUUUCAUACGGCUCAACGACCUGUCCGGGGUCGGGAUAGGAGGCGGGGAGCGCGGCGAGGUGGUGGUGGAGCCCGCGUCCCCGGCGCCUGACGGGAUCUCUACAGCCGGAGAGGAGGCGUCGGCGAGCGGCGAGGAGAGCCUGCCCUACCCCACCCUGGCCCCCGUGGUCUUCUUCUACCUGAAACAAACCACCCGGCCUCGGAGCUGGUGUCUUAAGAUGGUCUGCAACCCAUGGUUCGAGCGAGCGUCCAUGUUGGUGAUCCUGCUGAACUGUGUGACACUGGGCAUGUUUCAUCCCUGCGAGGAUAUCGACUGCAACUCCGAGAGGUGCAAGAUCCUGCAGGACUUUGAUGACUUCAUCUUUGCGUUCUUUGCCAUUGAGAUGGUGAUCAAGAUGGUAGCUCUGGGGAUUUUUGGCAAGAAGUGUUACCUUGGAGACACGUGGAACCGCUUGGACUUCUUUAUUGUAGUGGCUGGGAUGUUGGAGUACUCCCUCGACCUGCAGAACGUCAGUUUUUCAGCGGUGAGGACGGUUCGCGUGCUGAGACCACUGAGAGCCAUCAACCGAGUGCCAAGUAUGCGUAUCCUGGUGACCCUGCUGCUGGACACCCUGCCCAUGCUGGGUAAUGUGCUGCUGCUCUGCUUUUUUGUCUUCUUCAUAUUCGGCAUCGUAGGCGUCCAGCUGUGGGCCGGCCUGCUCAGAAACCGCUGCUUUGUGGAAGACAACUUCUCCUUCCCUCUCUCCGUGGAGUUAGGGAAGUACUACCACACUGAAAAUGACGACGAGAACCCCUUCAUCUGCUCUCAGCCCCGAGGGAACGGCGUGAGAGACUGCAGCUCGGUGCCCAAGAUGUACGAGGAAGGAGGCCUGCAGUGCAACCUGGACAUGUACUCUUACAAUAGCACUGACAACACCACCUGCGUCAACUGGAACCAGUACUACACCAACUGCUCUGCUGGUCUGGUCAACCCCUUCAAGGGAGCCAUCAACUUCGACAACAUCUGUUAUGCUUGGAUAGCCAUAUUUCAGGUGAUCACUCUGGAGGGCUGGGUGGACAUCAUGUACUUUGUGAUGGAUGCUCACUCGUUCUACAACUUCAUCUACUUCAUCCUACUCAUCAUUAUUGGCUCAUUCUUCAUGAUCAACCUGUGCCUGGUGGUCAUCGCAACUCAGUUCUCAGAGACUAAGCAGAGGGAGAGUCAGCUGAUGAAGGAGCAGCGGGUGCGCUUCAUGUCCAACGCUAGCACUCUGGCCUCCGUCUCCGAGCCGGGCUCCUGCUACGACGAGCUGCUCAAGUACCUGGUUCACAUCAUCCGCAAGGGGGCCAAACAAGUGGCCCAUAUCUGCAGGCUCCUGGCACGCCGUGCCGGGCUCAACAUCGCCGCCUCUCCCCCAGCCACAGAGCCCCAACGCAGCCAGAGAAGGAGAAGGAAGUCCUCCAGGCAGGGAUCUGUGUCAGUUCAUCACAUGAUGCACCAUCAUCACCACCACCACCACCACUACCACCUGAGGAAUGGCAGUGUGAGGGGAAGGGGGAGCAUCCGGUGUCUGGAGGGUAGGGAUGUGGAGGCAGGUGCUUAUAACAACAACGGAGGGGCUCUUGUACCCACCACUGGCACUGGGCACCUUGCUUUAGCCCCACCGCCUUCAGUAACAGCAGCCACCUCUGAUACAAACCUGGCCACUUUGUCCAAUCCUGCUGCGGGAUCUGCAGAUUCAUCUUCAGUUCGCAGUGUAUUCCACACAGAAACUCUUCACUGUACCCCCUCGCCUACCAACCUGGGGCCAACCCUGGGCUCCUUCUCCCUAGCCCCGGCUCCCAUGUCCAGAGCCAUGAAGAGGAACUCUGUACCCUUUGCGGCUCCAGGGCCUAAGAACUACCCCACUCUGCAGGCUCGAGCCCUGGCAGAGUCCAGACGAGGGAGUGUUGCAGCCAGCACUCUGACUAACAUCAACUUCAACCUGAAUAUCCCACCCAUGCCCCUGGAGAGACGACCAUCGAGCCUGGUGGACACACACACUCCCACAGUUUCUCUAUCUGACCUUUUUCACUCGGCUGCAGCCCAGCUCUCCUGCCAGCUGUCGGCUCGUGACCUCAGCACCACCAGCAGUGCCAUGGACACAGCCGCUUUGACAUUUGACCCCGAGAGUUGCCCCUACUGCGACAAGGCCAUAGCCAUCGAUUCAGAGGGUGGCACUGAGGGAAACGAGACCCCCGGAGACUCUGACAGUGAGGGCGUAUAUGAGUUCACCCAGGACCUCCACCACAGGGACAGAAGAGACAGCCGGCAGCCCAAGAAGAAGCACUGUAGGCUGGGCAAAACAGCAGCGAAGGUCGUUCACUUCUGGAGGCUGGUGUGCGACACAUUCAGGAAGAUUGUGGACAGCAAGUACUUUGGACAAGGGAUUAUGAUCGCCAUUCUGAUCAAUACUCUGAGCAUGGGGAUCGAGUACCAUGAGCAGCCUGAUGAGUUGACCAAUGCGUUGGAGAUCAGUAACAUUGUGUUCACCAGCCUGUUCUCUCUGGAGAUGCUGUUGAAGGUUUUGGUCUACGGGCCCUUCGGCUACAUCAAGAACCCCUACAAUAUCUUCGAUGGCAUCAUCGUGGUCAUCAGUGUGUGGGAGAUCGUGGGUCAGCAGGGUGGCGGUCUGUCGGUGCUGAGGACCUUCCGGCUGAUGCGGGUGCUGAAGCUGGUCCGUUUCAUGCCGGCCCUGCAGAGGCAGUUGGUGGUGCUGAUGAAGACCAUGGACAACGUGGCCACCUUCUGCAUGCUGCUCAUGCUCUUUAUCUUCAUCUUCAGUAUCCUGGGGAUGCAUCUGUUUGGUUGUAAAUUUGGGUCUGAGAGGGGUGGAGACACUCUGCCAGACAGGAAGAACUUUGACUCUCUUCUCUGGGCCAUAGUGACUGUCUUCCAGAUCCUAACCCAGGAGGACUGGAACAAAGUAUUAUAUAACGGCAUGGCCUCCACCUCUCCCGUAGCUGCCCUCUACUUCAUCGCGCUCAUGACCUUUGGCAACUACGUCCUCUUCAACUUGCUGGUGGCCAUCUUGGUCGAGGGUUUCCAGACUGAGGAAGUGUCCAAGCGGGAGGACUUGCAUGCCCAGCUGAGCCUAAUUCAGCUGCCUGUAGACUCAGGGGGUGAUGCUUCUAAAUCGGGGUCGGAGAUCGAUUCCUGUGCACGGAGUAUGGAGGAUGUUAACGGCAGCAAGAAGGAUUUAUCAGCCUCUGCAGUAGUGCCUGUAAAUGGUCAUGUGGAACUGAAGGCCAGCCUGACUCCACCUCUAAUUACCCACACGGCUGCCACCCCUAUGCCUGUACCCAAGUUGCCUGUUGGAGGUGAUCCCAUCCUGGGCUACGAGUCUCGUCGAGGCAGCAACGUCUCCAUAGACCCAGGCUGCUAUGACAAAUCACCGACCAGUGCCUGGAGUUCUGGCAGCGGCUGGACCAGCCGGCGGUCCAGCUGGAACAGCCUGGGUCGUGCCCCGUCACUCAAACGUCAGAAGCGGCAGUCUGGGGAGCGACGGUCUCUCCUCUCCGGGGAGGGUGGCUCCAGCUCGGAAGACGGGGAAGGUGGAGGAGAAGGAGGAGGUGGGUUGAUGGAGGAAGAUGACGCCUCUCUGGCCAGGACGGACUCCAUGUCCCAGUCGCAGAGAGGACCCAGACACCGGAGGAUGGAGUCAGUGGAGACUCGGAGCUCCAUGGAUUUGCCCCCUGAUGCUCUGCUGCAGGUAGAAGCUGUGCCCUACCUGUACCGCUCAGCCAGUAUGCACAGCUCCAGGCCCCCCUCACUGGGCCACCAACGGCCCCCAGAGCACAACGACUGCAAUGGGAAGGGCUCUCUGCCAGUCCUGGGCCCCACACAUGUCUCUCUGGACGACAACACUGAAGAUGAAAAUGCAGAAGACGAGGCCAGCAUGGGUCGUUUUGCCAGACUGUUCCGCUGGCUGGAGAAGAAACAGCCAGAGUGGUGUCGGCAGAGAGACACCUGGUCACUCUACCUCUUCCCUCCAGAGUCGAGGUUUCGGGUCCUGUGCAAUAAGAUCAUCAACCACAAGAUGUUCGACCAUAUUGUGUUGGUCAUCAUCUUCCUCAACUGCAUCACUAUCGCCAUGGAGAGGCCUCGCAUCGACCCCGCCAGUGCUGAGCGAAUCUUCCUAAAAUUGUCCAACUACAUCUUCACAGCGAUCUUUGUGGCUGAGAUGACUAUAAAGAUUGUAGCUUUGGGCUGGUGUUUCGGGGACAAGGCCUACCUGAGGAGCAGCUGGAACAUUCUGGAUGGGAUGCUGGUGAUGAUUUCUGUUAUUGACAUCCUGGUGUCUCUCAUCUCCGAUUCUGGUACCAAGAUCCUGGGCAUGCUCAGAGUGCUGAGGCUGCUGAGGACCCUGAGGCCGUUACGUGUGAUCAGCAGAGCCCCAGGGCUGAAACUGGUGGUAGAGACCCUGAUGUCAUCACUGAAGCCCAUCGGCAACAUCGUGGUCAUAUGCUGCGCCUUCUUCAUUAUCUUUGGCAUCCUGGGAGUACAGCUCUUCAAGGGGAAGUUCUUCGUUUGUCAAGGAGAAGAUGUAAAGAACAUUACUAACAAGUCAGACUGUUUGCAGGCCAGCCACAAAUGGGUCAGACACAAGUACAACUUUGACAACCUGGGACAGGCUUUGAUGUCUCUGUUUGUUCUGGCGUCAAAAGACGGCUGGGUGGAUAUUAUGUAUGACGGACUAGACGCUGUAGGAGUUGACCAACAGCCGGUAAUGAACUACAACCCAUGGAUGCUGCUGUACUUCAUCUCCUUUCUGCUGAUCGUGGCCUUCUUUGUGCUCAACAUGUUCGUGGGCGUGGUGGUGGAGAACUUCCACAAGUGCCGGCGCCACCAGGAGGCCGAGGAGGCCAAGCGCAGGGAGGAGAAGAGACUGAAACGCAUGGAGAAAAAGAGACGGAAUUUAUUGGUUCCGGGGGUGAGUUGGGCCCUCUCUGAAGGCACAUUGAAAGAAGCUCAGAGUAAGCCCUACUACUCCGAUUACUCCCCCACUCGCCUGCUCAUCCACAAGAUAUGCACCAGCCACUACCUGGACCUGUUCAUCACCAUCGUCAUAGGGCUCAACGUCAUCACCAUGUCCAUGGAGCACCACCAGCAGCCCAAGGAGUUGGAAGAAGCAUUGAAGAUCUGUAAUUACAUCUUCACCCUCAUCUUUGUUCUGGAGUCUGUCUUCAAGCUGGUGGCCUUUGGCUUCCGACGCUUCUUUAAGGACAAGUGGAACCAGCUGGAUCUGGCCAUCGUGCUGCUGUCUAUCAUGGGCAUCACUCUGGAGGAGAUUGACAGCAAUGCUUCCCUGCCUAUCAACCCCACCAUCAUCCGCAUCAUGAGAGUGCUGAGGAUCGCACGAGUAUUGAAGCUCUUGAAGAUGGCGGUGGGGAUGAGAGCUUUGCUGGACACCGUUAUGCAAGCCCUGCCUCAGGUGGGGAAUCUGGGUCUUCUCUUCAUGCUUCUCUUCUUUAUCUUUGCAGCGCUGGGAGUGGAGCUGUUUGGUGACUUGAUUUGUGAUGAGCUCCACCCAUGUGAAGGUCUGGGGCGCUAUGCUACUUUCAAAAACUUUGGGAUGGCAUUUCUGCUGCUCUUUAGAGUUUCCACUGGAGACAACUGGAAUGGCAUAAUGAAGGACACAUUAAGGGACUGUGCCCAUGACACUGGCACCUGCUACAACACUGUUGUCUCUCCCAUCUACUUCGUCUCCUUCGUUUUGACCGCUCAGUUUGUCUUGGUCAACGUUGUCAUUGCCGUCCUGAUGAAGCACCUGGAGGAGAGCAACAAGGAAGCCAAGGAGGAGGCAGAAAUGGAGACGGAGUUGGAACAGGAGAACAGGCUCCUGGCAGACGGGGGAGAAAUGGCAAUGAGGUCACCCCAGCUCAACCCCCUGGCAUUGGGCAUGGACAGGUCAAGUUCUGGGGGUUCCCCCUGGAGGUCCACCGGAGGAGGGGACAGGGAGCAGGAAAGGGACAGUCCUAUGGACUCGCCCACUGCUGAUAUAACUAGAGACUCUGUAAACAUCAGCGCAGACCCCCCUUCAUGCCCAGAGCCCCCACUGGAGUUUGUCCAGCGGAGAGCGCAGUUUGACUCGGUCUCCCUGGUCAUCCAGGAUUCAAUGGAGGGAGAGUUGAGUUUGAUGGACAACCUGUCUGGCUCUAUCUGCCACUACUACGCGCUGCCCCCCAGACCCAGCAAGCACAGCACCGACAAGAAGAUCCCUCUAGCGGAGAUGGAAGCUCUGUCUCUGGCCUCUGAGAAAUCCUGGUCCCUAGCUCUGACAGACGACUCGGCUCCUGAUGAUUUUAACCCCCUCUUUCUAACCAGUUUGGAAUGCAAUCAAGAGCAGCUCGAUCCUGGGGAGCCACUGGAGGACAACCUGCUGAGCGUCAGGAAGCCCGCGGUGGGACGCACACACUCCCUACCCAACGACAGCUACAUGUUCCUCCCCCUGCAGCCCUUUGGUGACACAGCGCUGGCUCCAGCACAGCUUCUAGCACAGGCACAGGGGUCCCAGCACAUUAUGGGUACCCACAGGGCCCAAUCAGGCUCCAGUGGCUCAGUGCGUUCACAACCGGAGGAGGUUUCCCGGCAGCUGACCGUUCCCACUGACCUCUUCAGACCCAUCAGCCCCCACAGCCACUCAGACUCGGAGAGUAUACCACGACUACCCCCUCCCAGACGCACACACACAUUCAGCCGCACGCUCCGCAGACAGGUUGCAGUGUCUACUGAUUCUCAGGAGGCCCUGUGUUCAGAUGGAGGGGAGAGCAAUGAAGGACUUGUGAAUGUGGCCUCUCUGGGCCUCCCUCCAUCCCCCUCCACCUCCUCCCCCUCCAACUCUCCCUCACCUUGCUCCCAUCAUCAUCAUCAGCAGCCUGCUCUCUGCCUGGUCCCCGCUACACCAGGCGCCUCCCCUAAACCCUUGCGCCCCAGCAGCGUGCACACCCAGCUUCACGACCAGCGCUGCCUUGCCUCCUCCUCCCCUUCCUCCUCCUCACCCUCCUCGUCUCCUCCGCCCUUACCAGCCAGGCCGCACCAACAGGAGGAACCCUCGGUGGAUCAGGAAGUGUCCCUCAUUACCUGCGCAGCGUUGGCUGGCAGUGAUGACAUCAUGGUGGAGGACAGUGGCGAUGGCGCUAAUGAGGGUUACAGCAGCUACGCAGGCUGCCAGGAAAGCCGGAGUCCAUGUUUGAGGCAGCUAAAGAGGUUCCACAGUGCUGACACGCAGGGUCGCAGCGCUCUCCUGCCCCGCCCCCGCCCUUACUCCUGGUUGGACGACCCGCGACGCCACUCUGUAGAGGCAUGCUCCUCGGUGGAGUCCAGCUUCCAGCGCAGUACCACCUCCACCUCCUCUGGCUUCGUGUCACGUGCCGACAGCAUGCAGAUCCACAACCAGACCCCCGCUCAGACCUCACUGCCCUCACCCCGACGCAAGAAGAAGAUGAGCCCGCCCUGCAUUUCCGUAGACCCCCCGGACAGACUGGAGGCUCAGUCUGGCCUCUACCCGGGUUCUGGUGGACUCGGAGGCAUGGGGCUGGGGGCAUAAGGGUUGCCCCCUCCUCUGCCCAGCCGGGACACCUGUCUGAGGAGGAGAGCGCCCUCCAGUGACUCCAAGGACUCCUUUGACCUGGGAGUUGGAGAGGGUUCGGGACAGGAUGGAGGCUCGCCCAACCCCAACACCAACCCCAAGCUAUUGACUCUUCCCAGUUUCACCUUUGAGAAGACAAGCUCUGAGCACUGAACACUGAUACUCCAACACACAUAUACACACGCACACAGCCGGACGGACCCUCCACACACACAAACACACGAUGCACUCUGUGUAUCUGUGAUGGUGAUAGUUCUAGUAAUAAUGCUGUAGAGAGUAAUAAUGGUAAAACUACAAUAAACAGUAAAAACAUCCUUGGUUUCAUAAGGAGUGCAGUACUGUAGUAGUGUGACCAUCCCUUGUCUUUGUAUUGUUACUGCCAAAACAACCAGAGAAGAAGAGAACACAUGAAACAACAACACAAACAUGACUGUUUCUCUUCUGCUACGCCUGCAUGCCACUGGCUGCAGCUUGACCCCAUAACCUUUGGAGUGACAUCAGCACCUGGGAUUUGGCGCCCUCUGUGGUCGCCAUCUGAACUGCCUGAUGUUGCACAGGAUGGGCUUUGCCCGGUCAGUGGAGGUACAAAGCAAUAUGAACGUUUUAGAGACACUAUUUUCUUAAAUUAUUCGGCCAUAGUGUUUGUACAGGAUGUUGUUUUUUAAUUUCAUUCGAUUGUUAUUUUCAUGUCUUUUUGUGAUUUUCUUUUUUUUUUGUCAAAAUGGUUUGUCUUUGUCUCUUUUUUUCACUGUAGGAUAUUUCUAGCUUUCUUGGUUUACUGAGGAAAGUGAACAUUUUUCAAAGUGCUGAAAACCAUGUAUUUGUAGGAAUAAUAUAUAAAUAUAUAUAUAUAUAUAUAUAUAUAUAUAUAUAUAUAUAUAUAUAUAUAUAUAUAAUAUAUAUAAAAAGUCAUUAAACUGAGCUUGGAUUUUUAAGCACACGCACUGGACCGUGGUGGUUUGAUUGUUGGAUGAAAAAGAAGGCUGCACUGCACACACAAGUUUUUUCAUUGAUUGUUUGAUUCUCUUGAUUGUCUCAGACAGCCACAAAGUCUCUGUACACAGGAUGUGAAGACAGACUCUAUUUGAGAAAACAACAAUUGAUUAUACAGUUGUUGUUUUUUACCUGACUUCUUAGAAUGUGCUAAUCCAACUUUUCAUGUUCAAGUGUGUAUGUGUGUGUGUGUGUGAGUGUGUGUGUGUGUGAGUGUGUGUGUGUGUGUGUGUGUGUGUGUGUGUGUGUGUGUGUGUGUGUGUGCGUGCGCGCGCAGCAGAUUUAUAUCCCUCGGGACAUCAGAGAUUGAUGUUCAUACCUCACAUUUCAUCUCUGAGUGAAGACUUGACUGUCACUGCAGACACAUGCCUCUCAAUGGUUUUCAUUGUACAGCUAUAGAGUCCACAUUUUUAAGAAUGAUUUAUCAUUAAAACACCAAAUAUAGCCUACCUACUUUCUAACCAUAUUACAUAAGCACAUAGCUUAACUGAGAUCAAAGCUGUAUUUAUACUUCUACGUUAAUGGGUUACGGUAUAGCUACUGCUGCUAUGUGUGUAGGUUCUGACGCUACAGCGACGCUGAGGCAUCAAAAUGUGAUUGGUAAGGCUACUUUUCUCCAACAAGUUUCUUAUGACAGUAGAGAGUUAGUUAGUGAAGACAACAUUAACGAAGUUGAAGACAGACUCAGUUAUCUUCUCCUUAUAGUAACACACAACUAGGAAGCCAUCUCUACUGCAAGCUUUCUGCUCACCACGAUCACUGCUCUCUAUCACUGUGAAUGAAUGAAUGUUAACAGGGUGAUUGCACGGCAGUAGUCUCCUAUUCAGUGUGACACAAGGUGAAAUAGAGGUCACCUGGAUGUAACUCCAGUUAUAGAAGUGUGCUCCCCGUCGCUCUGUAUCACAAAGUGAAGUGAGUUACUGCGUACGUGAAAAAAGUUGCAUAAAACCUUUUGUGUCUCCAGAGCGAGCUGUUUGUCUGAUAAAUGUCCUCAAGUGAUGUCACUUGAGUCAGCGUUGGCUGGGGCUGAAGACUACAAGUUUGAAAAUGAAAAAAUUCUGGGGGUGUGGCGUUAGAAAGAAGUGAGCUUACCAGAUUUCUGUAGCCGCUCCCCAUCUCUGCUUGAGGCUCAGGACUACAUUAGCCGCUACUAGCAUAACACACUCAAAUCUCCAAUCCAACUGUUGAGGGCCGAGUUGCAUUGUGGGUAAUGUAGGCGCCAGUAAUUUUAAUUCAGCAACAUUUCGAUCUAACAGAGAUCUUCGUCAGGCAUUAUCAAAUCACCAUCACAAAGCAGAACAACAAUCAGAUCCUUCUUUCUUUUCUCUGAUUCUUUGUUUGAUUCUUGCCUUAGGUUUCCCCAACUGCCACUACCUCCACUUCCUGUGAAAGAAUAGUCCCCGAUAGUUCAAAAUAAACAUUUAAAUCUCCAACUCCACAUUUCUAGACUUUGUCUAUACAGAAAUUUUACUUUCUGAGGAAAAGGCUGUAGAAGUUUGCACUCACAAAAAAAACAACAACAACAACUACACUUUACACUUUUCUCAUCAUUUAGCAUUGACAAAGAUGCCCAAAAUCUGUUGUAUUCCUUCAGGAUCAGUAAGUGCAGCUUGAUGAGGGCUGCACACAGGAUGCAUUGUUUUAAAAUGUCUGCACCUUUUGUCAGUUGUUAUCAGUGGCUUGGCAGCAGCAGCACAUUAAAGAGCUUGAGCUGUAUAUCAGAUCAAUGUCAGAAAAGAAAACUUAUGUCUCGAGGGAUGUAUACAUGUUCCUCCAUUUGGAACAGGAUCUUAAUCUUCUCCUUUGAGCAAUAGCAAAGGUUAUUUAUAAUUUUCUCUUUUUACGUUUUGAUUUUAACUAUCUCAUUCACAGAUGCAUAAUUGCAUAGUUGUACAGCUGUGAAAAUGAUGUAACACUCGUUGCACUCUGACCUCUUGCUCUGUAUGUUACAGCACCAGUGUCGUGACAUACAUUCAAGCAGGAGAUAAAUGUGGUUGCAGCCCAAAAUAUCCUGUCUGCUUUUAGCACAGACAAACAACAGCAUACGGUUAAAGAAUGCAGAGAGGCAGGAAACAUGGCAACACAAACCCAAACAGAAGAGAACAGAUCAUUAGAUAUAAUGAGGCACUAAAACAUUAUUAUACAACAUUGAUUUCUGCUGUUAAUGAUGAGUAUGAGUUGUCAUAGCAAGCAGGCAACAAGCAUCACUGCACAAAUGAUCUUUUAUACAAAUGAGGAUAGAUUUUAUCUUAACUUUAAUAUUGUGUUCACACUGGCAGGCAAUGUCAAAAUCUGAAGACACAAGCCAAAAAUAUGUAAGGAAAAAUAAGACUUCUUAAACAUGCUUCUCCCCAGUGAUCAGGGUUCUAUAUUUGUUAAUGCGCUUUAAAGUUGAAAUAUUUGGUCUGACAUUUAUGAGAAUGAAUUAAAUCAUUAAUAAUACAUAAUUGUGAAAUUGCUAAGAUCUCUGCAGGAGCAAAAGAGAACUCCUAAGGCGCUUGUGGUUAAUAACAACAUUGGAAAUUGAUAUAAUGAUGUGAGCAUGAAACAUAGAAACAAAGCAGCUUUCAACAGCAAUGAUGACAUCGUUUAUAGAUUUUUUUAGAGGGCUCCUGCUGCUAAAUAGUUUAGAGACAAUAAACCCACAAAGUAAAACUUGUAAGCAGCUGAUUAACAGAUUAAGACACAGUUAUGUUAGUUUUCAAUGAUAUUUCAAAGGCAGAUGAAAGAAAGAGUCCUGUUUCAAACUCAGAGCCAAUCAAAAUGCUGCCUUUGGCUCAGCAAAUUCUCAGUCACAUUGGGGCAAAUUUCUCCAAACCGCCAGUCUUUGAGAUGGAGAUGUGGCUGCACCAGAAAUGGAAGCUGUCAAGAGUUGCUCUUGUUUUAUUGUCUUUGUUUACAGUAUGUAAUGUAUAUAUCUAUAGAAUGUUACUGCCUGGAUGCCACCCUACACACUGUUACAUACUGUAAGCUGUUUGUAUCUCUCAUGUAUUACCAUUACAUUCGAGUCACAGAGCUGAGCAUCCGAUUUUCCAAAAAAUGAAUACCAGAAUCCUCUACUCUUUGGACCAUCUGGAUGACUAAAUAUUUCGUCUGUUGUACAAUAAAAAAGAUUUUAGCCCGUU
Messenger RNA from Siniperca chuatsi (mandarin fish), 12286 nucleotides. It is a transcript of the gene cacna1g, whose product is annotated as calcium channel, voltage-dependent, T type, alpha 1G subunit. Gene Ontology annotation, cellular component: neuron projection; plasma membrane; voltage-gated calcium channel complex. Gene Ontology annotation, biological process: membrane depolarization during action potential; calcium ion transmembrane transport; sodium ion transmembrane transport. The transcript is spliced from 40 exons. Gene Ontology annotation, molecular function: voltage-gated sodium channel activity; low voltage-gated calcium channel activity. The record is from RefSeq and is a predicted model, not a curated record. NCBI's taxonomy places the organism in Eukaryota, Metazoa, Chordata, Actinopteri, Centrarchiformes, Sinipercidae. Bases 480 to 8126 code for a protein of 2548 amino acids.